Rhodotorula toruloides NP11 is the source of this 642-nucleotide messenger RNA. RefSeq names its product small subunit ribosomal protein S17. NCBI's taxonomy places the organism in Eukaryota, Fungi, Basidiomycota, Microbotryomycetes, Sporidiobolales, Sporidiobolaceae. Gene Ontology annotation, cellular component: ribosome; mitochondrion. Gene Ontology annotation, molecular function: structural constituent of ribosome. The transcript is spliced from 3 exons. The record is from RefSeq and is a predicted model, not a curated record. Gene Ontology annotation, biological process: translation. Bases 1 to 642 code for a protein of 213 amino acids.
AUGUCCUUCCGAACACUUCUUGCCCCACUGCGCGCCUUCGCCCGGCCAGCAGCGGCGUCCUGCACCUGCACUCCCCUCUUUGCCUCGACCCUUCCCUCUCUUCGGACACUCCCUUCUCUCCGAUUCGCUUCGACCCAGGCCGAGCAGUCCCUGCCGAGUCAGGUUGAUCUGUCGGAGUUGGCGCAGGUUGAGACGAGGCCGCCGCGGAGGAAGGGUCCCCCGCCCAAGCCGGCGCCCAACUCGAAAUGGACAUUGCCGAGGGGCCUCGAGCUCGAGGGCACGGUCAUUCGAUCGGGCAAGAUGGCCAAGACCUGCACUGUGUCGGUCGAGCGGAAGGUGACGGACCACAAGACGCUCAAGGUCUUUACGCGGCACAGCAAGUUCCUCGUCCACGACCCGAACACGGAGCUCGUUGACGGCGAUGUGGUCCUGAUCCGAAGCUGCCGCAAGGUCUCUACCCGGAAACACUUCGAGUUUGUGUCGCUCAUCAAGGGUUCGGACGCGCGCCAGUCGGUCCUCACUAGCGAGUCGACGGACGUCGCGGAAUUGGCGCAGGAGAAGGCCGAGGAGUUGGCAGCUGAGCUCGAGGAGAAGCCGGCGGCAAAGAAGGAAUCGGUAGAGACUGAGGCGAAGACUGCCUAG